Molecule: messenger RNA, 2179 nt
Organism: Xiphophorus hellerii (green swordtail)
Lineage: Eukaryota; Metazoa; Chordata; Actinopteri; Cyprinodontiformes; Poeciliidae
Gene: rheb
Product: Ras homolog, mTORC1 binding
Exons: 8
Coding region: 243-794 (183 amino acids)
Biological process (GO): signal transduction
Cellular component (GO): membrane
Molecular function (GO): GTPase activity; GTP binding
Source: RefSeq, a predicted model, not a curated record
AAAGCGGAGUGACGCAGCUUUUGUAGAUCAGACGAUACUCCAUGCUUUUUUAUACAUGACGUGAAAUCGCAUUUAAAAAAAAAUAAAAUCAAAUACAGAAUACAUCGAAAAAAAGAGGGUGUCCCGCCGACAUCUGGACGCUGCAUGUCGGAUCUGAGCUCUCCUUGAAUCUAUUUGGAUGCCAUUCCCGCUGGAGGUUGCGGUACAGCCCGAGGACUGGAUGUUAUAACCGGGAACGAAACAUGCCGCAGCCAAAGUCACGAAAAAUCGCCAUCCUCGGGUACAGAUCCGUAGGAAAGUCUUCCUUGACAAUUCAGUUUGUGGAAGGCCAGUUUGUGGACUCCUAUGACCCAACAAUAGAAAACACAUUUACUAAAAUGAUCACAAUAAAUGGACAGGAGUACCACCUUCAGCUUGUUGACACAGCAGGGCAGGAUGAAUACUCCAUCUUUCCUCAGACAUACUCCAUAGAUAUCAACGGUUACAUCCUGGUCUAUUCUGUUACGUCUAAUAAAAGCUUUGAAGUUGUUCAAGUUAUCCAUGAAAAGCUGUUGGACAUGGUGGGGAAGGUUCAAGUUCCAAUUAUGCUUGUCGGAAACAAGAACGACCUACAUAUGGAACGAGUGAUCAGCUGUGAAGAGGGGAAAGCAUUAGCUGAAUCCUGGAAUGCAGCCUUCAUGGAGUCCUCAGCCAAGGAGAACCAGACGGCCGUGGAGGUUUUCCGCAGGAUGAUCUUGGAGGCAGAAAAGAUGGAUGGAGUGCAGCCUGUAAAAAACCCCUGCUCCAUGAUGUAGAGCCGCCCAAUCAACACACAGGACACUGCACUGGGAAAUCCCGUUACUUGAAGGCUAGCCGCCAGUUCCCCUUCACCUCAGCUGAGUCUACGCCCCUUCCUCAACCAGGGUCCUAAAUACCCAAAAGUGUCUAUUUAUGGCUCUGAUUCCACUGUCAUUAUCAGUAUUCCCCAUGCCCCCUCUGUCAUCCUCGGUUUUCUUUGUGUGUGUGAUUAAAAAACAUGGAUGGGUGGUUAUUCUCUUGUCUUAAAUCUCCCUCAGGCCACCUUUCCAUAUCUGUGCUCAGCACUGAUGCAAAACCUGAAACAGUUGGUAUGGAUGUAUCAGAACAAAUAUUUGUAGUAGGAACAGAAGCAGUAAGCUUGAUGCAUCUUAGCUUUUCCCCUGCACAGCUUCCAUAUAAGACUGCAGCCCUGUUUAAAUGACAAGAUAAAAGAAUUGUGGUGUUUGCUGCGCAUAUGAAAAGAGUAAGAUUAACAAAUCUUUAUUCUGAUAUAUUACCAGCUGUGUGGGCUCUCUGAUAUACACCUUUUCUACUUCAUCACCUCGCAGUAUCCAUGUCCCUCAGUUAGUUUCCCAUUGGUUACUGUCAGACGAAAUUAAAAUAAUAAUAAGAAAAUCUGCAUUCAUUUUCUAAUGUUGAAAAUGUUGUACAAAUGUUUUUGAUUGUAAUCAUUAAAGCAAAAAGUGGUUAUGUAAGCAGGAUGGUCCGUGGUUUAUUCAGAUGGAUCUUUGUUAGAAAAUUAGAUUUUGCUGAACAUUAAGGGGUUUUUUUUGCUUAUGUUUUGCUUAUCUGCACAUAUGAAAGAGAGAAGGGAUGACACAAUCAUAUUAAUAUGAAUCAUUAAAACUAAGUUUGUUUCUUGUCCAGGUAAAUCCUGCAAUAUUUUUUAUUUUUUUUUAGAGAAGUGUUAUUAAAGUACAGCAAUCUAAAUCUAAAAUUAUAUUUUUGAUCCAACAUAUUUACAGUUGCAUUCACCCAUUAUUCAGUGAUUUGUUUCAACUGUUCUGUUCUGUUUUGGCAGUGGGAUAAUUAUGCAACAUAGACCUUGAAUUAUAAAAAAAAAAAGAAAAACAAGAGUUGCAUUUUUUUAUAUUUACUGCAGCAAAUCCACACACACUGAAUUAUCUGUAGUUUUAAAAUGUAAAUACGGCCUCACUAAUGGUUAGAUAUGUCUCUUUGCAGGUUGCAGAGAACCGAAACGUUUUUGGAGUCAUCAAUAUGCUUCUGGUAUAAGUCUGACCGAAUGUUUGACCAUUCUUCUUAACGUAAUUGGUGGAAAUAAUUAAAACUGUUUGCUUUUGCGAUGUUUAAGCACAGUCUAUAAAUCUUUUCAUUGUUUGGAGGCCCUUUCUAGAAAUCGACUUGUUUAAAUAAGCUCUCU